CAGCUGGAGAGGGUAAGAACACGCUUGGGCAGCAAGAAAGCAGAGAGGAAGAGGAAGGAAGGGGGGAGAUGGAAGUGCAAGAAGGCGCUCAGCAACCGCACCUCGUCCUCGCCCACAAGCUUUUCCUUCUCUCGCACCCCGACGUCGACGACAUCGAGAAGGUCCGCCUCCGCGAUGAGGUCGUCGAUGCCGUCAAGAUCCACGACAUGGCCUCGCUUUUCGAGUCGCUCUCUUCUUCGUCGGUGCUCGGGAUCGACGCCGCCGUUCUUGAUUCCAUGCGGACGAGGAUCGAGGACGAGAUCAAGAAGCUCGAUGACAAGAUUGCUGAUGCUGAAGAAAACCUAGGAGAAAGUGAAGUACGUGAAGCUCAUUUGGCCAAGUCUUUGUUCUUCAUUCGGAUUGGUGACAAGGAAAAAGCAUUGGAGCAACUCAACAUAACCGAAGGGAAAACUGUUGCUGUUGGUCAAAAGAUGGACCUUGUUUUCCAUACACUACAACUUGGUUUCUUCUACAUGGACUUUAAUCUCAUUUCCAAGUCCAUUGACAAGGCUAAGAAAUUAUUCGAGGAAGGUGGUGAUUGGGAGAGAAAGAACCGGUUAAAAGUAUAUGAAGGUUUAUAUUGCAUGUCCACCAGGAACUUUAAGAAAGCGGCUAAUCUAUUUUUGGACUCAAUAUCAACCUUCACUACUUACGAGCUAUUCUCUUAUGAUACCUUCGUUUUCUACACUGUUCUCACAAGCAUUAUAUCGUUGGACAGAGUUUCACUUAAACAAAAGGUCGUGGAUGCACCCGAAAUCCUUACAGUGAUUGGGAAGAUACCACAUCUAUCUGAAUUUCUGAACUCUCUCUAUGACUGCCAGUACAAGUCAUUUUUUUCUGCAUUCUCUGGAAUAACGGAGCAGAUUAAACUUGAUCGAUAUCUACAGCCUCAUUUCCGGUAUUACAUGAGGGAAGUUCGCACAGUAGUUUAUUCUCAGUUCCUUGAAUCCUACAAGAGUGUGACCAUGGAAGCAAUGGCUACAGCUUUUGGAGUAUCUGUUGAUUUCAUCGAUCUGGAAUUAUCUCGCUUCAUAGCAGCUGGGAAGCUUCAUUGCAAGAUCGACAAGGUUGCUGGUGUCUUGGAGACCAACCGACCUGAUGCGAAAAAUGCACUUUACCAGGCAACUAUCAAGCAAGGGGACUUCCUAUUGAACCGAAUCCAGAAGCUUUCUCGUGUGAUAGACUUGUAACCAAUAACCCUUGUUCUGUCUACCAACUUGAAACUUCACAACUCUAUUCAUUUCAUUAGCAGCUUUCUGUGGCUGCAGCACUUUAAUUUCUCAGGUUGUAACUCCCUAUGAACCUGUUCUCGAAGAAUCAUUGUUUUCAGUUGCUAGAAACUGUAUUAACUAGUGUCAUUGAACUUUGUUUCGAAAAGAUGAUUUUCUUUUCCC
Messenger RNA from Musa acuminata AAA Group (dessert banana), 1433 nucleotides. Its product is annotated as 26S proteasome non-ATPase regulatory subunit 6. NCBI's taxonomy places the organism in Eukaryota, Viridiplantae, Streptophyta, Magnoliopsida, Zingiberales, Musaceae. The transcript is spliced from 8 exons. The record is from RefSeq and is a predicted model, not a curated record. The coding region runs from base 69 to 1229 and encodes 386 amino acids. Gene Ontology annotation, biological process: proteasome-mediated ubiquitin-dependent protein catabolic process.